Lodderomyces pseudojiufengensis is the source of this 1959-nucleotide messenger RNA. RefSeq names its product Adaecp (gene ADAEC). The transcript has a single exon. Gene Ontology annotation, molecular function: methyltransferase activity; zinc ion binding; DNA binding. Gene Ontology annotation, biological process: regulation of DNA-templated transcription; DNA repair. The record is from RefSeq and is a predicted model, not a curated record. NCBI's taxonomy places the organism in Eukaryota, Fungi, Ascomycota, Pichiomycetes, Serinales, Debaryomycetaceae. The coding region runs from base 1 to 1959 and encodes 652 amino acids.
AUGGUUUAUCGUUCAGAAGCAUCUAAAUGGAAAGCUUAUCAAUUUAGUGAUCCUUUUGCAGCUGGUUCAUUUUAUGUUUGUAAUAAAUUAAAUAGAAUGUUUUGUCGUCCAGAUUGUGAUGCAAGACCAAGAACUAAUUUAAAAUCAGAAAUUAAAUUUUUAAAUCAAACAGAUGAAGCUAUAAAUAAUGGGUUUAUACCUUGUGAAUCUUGUGAUCCAAUGAAUAGUACAAUAAUUGAUGUUAAUUUAUUAAUUAAAUGUGUUUCUACAGUUAAUACAAAAAUUGGAUUUAUGCCUCCUUUAUUAGAUGAAAAUGAAGAAUUAAAUUCAAGAAAAAUUAAAGAAAAUAUUUUGGAAAGUAAAAGAGCAAAUGAAGAACAAAUUUUAAAAACUAUAAAUGGUAAUAUAAAUAAUAAUAACACCACAGAUGAAGGUGAUGAAAAUUCAAUAAAAUUAUCAAAUGAACAUAGAAAUUCUGCUCCAGUUUUUAAUUUUCAAGAAAAAGUAUCGAAAGAUUUAGAAAAUACUUCUAUAUCAAAAAAUGAUUCAGAUCAUUAUAGAUUAGUUGAUUUAGCUUGUCGUCAUUUAGCUUUAGCCGCCGCUGUAAAUGUUUUCCAACCAAAACCAAUUACUAUAACUCCAGAAGAAAAUAAUUCUUUAGGUACAAAUCCCAAUGGUUCAAAAAAGAGAAGAAGAAGAGGUGGUGUAUUAGGUUUUAAAGAAUUAGCAGCAAAAUCAAAAUUAAGUGCUUGGCAUUUUCAUAGAGUUUUUAAAUCUGUUACUGGUUUAACUCCAAAAACUUAUGGUGAUAAAUGUUGGGAAUUUAUUAAAAAAAUUAAAGAAAGUGGUGAAUAUACUUCAUUUGAAAAUUAUACUACAGCAAAUAUAAAAUCCCCAAAAAAUUCAAAUUCUUUAUCACCAAAAUCUCCAACUGAUAUAACUAGUAAUGAAAAUAAUAUUCAAACAAUAACAAGACAACCACGACAAAAGAAAAUUAAAAUUAAACAAGAAUCAUCACCAUCAUUAUUUACAACUCAAUCAGAUGCUAAAAAAUUAUCAGAUCAAUCAAUAACACCACCACAAUCUAAUUUUAACUUACAACAUUAUCCACAACCACCACAACCACAAAAUCAACAACAAUUCCAACAACAACAACCAAUUACACCACCAAAUCAAGAUAUAUCUACAUCAUUCAAUCAUUUAAAUACUAUAAAAUCAGAAAUGCCAGAUUCAUUUUAUCAACAAGUUCCAACAUUUGAUGAUAAUUUACAAGAAUUACCAAUAAUGAAAGAUGAUGAUAAUAAUUGUUUAAAUAUGAAAGCUUUUUCAUAUCCUGAUUUAUCAAAAUUUAGAGCUGAUUCAUUAUUUAAUCAUUCACAAAAAUUACAAUAUAAUUUUCCACAAAAUAAUCAACAACAACAACAAUAUAAUGAACAACCACAACAAUUUAAUCAUGAUUCAUCAAUUGAAUUUGGUGAUUUAAUAAAUCAAAAUCAAAAUCAAAAUACUAAUAAUAAUCAAUCAAUUAUGAAUUUACCAAUAUCAUCAACAUCAACAUCAUCUUCGACUUUUGAUGAAUUUGAAUUUGAUCAAGAUAAUUUUACAAAUCCAUCAUCAACAAAUUUAAAUAAUAAUAAUCAAAAUAACAUCAACAACAACAUCAUCGACUUCAACAAUAAUGAAUCUUUAAAAAAUUUAAAUUUUUCAAAUAUAAAUUAUGAUGAAUUAGAAUUUUUACCAUCAAAUUUUGAUGAAAGUUUAUUAUCAAUAACAACACCAUAUUAUAAUAAUUUAAAUAUAAACAAUAAUCAGAACAACAACCAAAAUCAAAAUCAAAAUAAUUUAAAUUUCAGCGCUGGCGCAGCUAAUAAUACUACAAAUAAUGACGAUAUUUUUUUUAAUGAUACAACUAGUUUUUUUGCAAUGAAUCCUCAAUUAGCUACAAGUAUUGGAUUAUAG